AGAAAAAAAAAAGCUAAGAUUCCAAAUUAAUACCAACAAUCUACAUGUGUGCUUGUGUUUAUUUUUGGCCCCACAAACGCACUCAAACAUGCACCUAUAAAACCCCCCCCCUCAUACUUUCUUCUUCUUAUCACAAAAUCCCUAAAACAAACAAUAUUACAUGCUCAAAUAGCCUUACUCACAUAUAUCUAUCAAGAAAUAAAACCAUCAUACUACAAAUUAAGCCUUCUCUCGACCAAACUAAGCUUAUUACAAAAAACAAAGUAGAGAAUGGGCAACGCCGAUGAUACGUACCCGUCAUCCAAUAAGUACGGCUCCGGCUCCGGCUCCGGCUGCGGCGGCCAGCGUGUGGCCAUACCCCCACCGCAGCCGUUCGUGACGUCGCUCAAGAACACGUUAAAGGAGACGCUGUUCCCGGACGACCCUCUCCGGCAGUUCAAGAACCAGCCGCGGCGGAGGAAGUUGGUCCUCGGCCUGCAAUACAUUUUCCCGAUCCUCGAGUGGGGCCCGCGUUACAGGCUGGACUCGUUCAAGUCCGACCUCAUAGCCGGGAUCACCAUAGCAAGCCUAGCCAUACCGCAGGGGAUAAGUUACGCCAAGCUCGCCAACUUACCCCCUAUCUUAGGCCUCUAUUCGAGCUUCGUCCCGCCUUUGGUCUAUGCUGUGAUGGGGAGCUCGAGAGAUUUGGCAGUGGGAACCGUAGCCGUUGGAUCGUUGCUGAUGGGAUCGAUGCUGGGAAGCGUGGUGAAUUCCAAGGAUGAUCCUAAGCUCUAUCUUCAUCUUGCUUUCACUGCCACAUUUGCUGCUGGCCUAUUUGAAGCUGCCUUAGGCAUUUUCAGGCUAGGGUUUAUCGUGGAUUUCUUAUCGCAUGCAACCAUAGUCGGGUUCAUGAGUGGAGCAGCGACGGUGGUGUGCCUUCAACAGCUCAAAGGCAUACUUGGGCUUGAUCAUUUUACUCACGCCACCGAUAUUAUUUCUGUCAUGCGUUCUGUUUUUUCUCAAACUCAUAAGUGGAGAUGGGAAAGUGCUGUGCUGGGAUGCGUUUUCCUUUUCUACCUCAUGCUUGCUAGAUACUUCAGCAAGAAGAAACCAAAGUUAUUUUGGAUAUCAGCAAUGGCUCCAUUAACAUCCGUGAUAAUGGCAACUAUUUUAGUGUACUUUACCCAUGCAGAAAAACAUGGUGUCCAAGUGAUCGGAGAGCUAAAGAAGGGGAUAAAUCCAUCUUCAAUAAUGGAUUUAAACUUCGAUUCCAAAUAUCUAACCGGAGCAAUAAAAACAGGCAUUGUCACAGGCAUUAUAGCUCUUGCUGAAGGAAUAGCAGUAGGGAGAAGCUUCGCCAUGUUCAAGAAUUACCAUAUUGAUGGCAACAAAGAGAUGAUUGCUUUCGGGAUGAUGAACAUCGCCGGUUCCUGCACUUCUUGCUACCUCACUGCAGGGCCAUUUUCACGAUCGGCGGUGAACUUCAACGCCGGCUGCAAAACAGCAGUGUCAAAUAUAGUGAUGGCGUUAGCAGUGAUGAUCACACUACUAUUUCUUACUCCUCUGUUCCACUACACGCCAAUCGUGGUGCUGUCUUCCAUCAUCAUCGCUGCCAUGCUCGGCCUCAUCGACUACGAGGCCGCAAUCCAUCUAUGGCACGUCGACAAAUUCGACUUCCUCGUCUGCAUCAGCGCCUACGUGGGCGUCGUCUUCGCCAGCAUCGAGGUCGGCCUUGUCCUAGCGGUUGGACUAUCUAUUAUGAGAGUACUAUUGUUUGUUGCAAGGCCCAAAACAUUAGUUUUGGGUAACAUUCCGGAUUCCAAGGUUUAUAGGAAUAUUGAUCAGUAUCAAAAUGCAAGCAAUGUUCCUGGGAUUCUCAUUCUUGAGAUUGAUUCUCCAAUCUACUUUGCUAAUUCCAACUACUUGAGAGAAAGAAUUGCAAGAUGGAUUGAUGACGAGGAAGACAGAUUGAAAUCAUUAGGAGAAACAAGCUUGCAGUAUAUUGUACUUGACAUGAGUGCCGUUGGGAACAUUGAUACAAGUGGGAUCAGCAUGCUGAACGAGGUCAAGAAGAUCAUUGAUCGAAGAGGGCUAAAGUUGGUGAUGGUGAAUCCAGGAGCAGAGGUGAUGAAGAAGCUCAACAAGUCGAAAUUCUUGGAAACAAUAGGCCAAGAAUGGAUGUUUCUGACAGUGGGAGAGGCUGUUGGAGCAUGCAAUUACAUGCUUCAUACUUGUACCCAAAAAUUCAAUUCUCAUGAAUCCAACAACUAUAAUAAUGUGUGAAAUAUUACAAGAUUAUUGGAGCUAGGCAACUUUUUUUUGCCGCCCUAAUAAUGUUGUCACCAAUCUACAAUAUUUGAGGCAUUCUAUUUGGUCUCUGGUUCAA
This is a messenger RNA of Salvia miltiorrhiza (redroot sage), 2365 nucleotides long. RefSeq names its product sulfate transporter 3.1-like. The transcript has 12 exons. Gene Ontology annotation, cellular component: membrane. Bases 271 to 2262 code for a protein of 663 amino acids. The record is from RefSeq and is a predicted model, not a curated record. Gene Ontology annotation, molecular function: secondary active sulfate transmembrane transporter activity. Gene Ontology annotation, biological process: transmembrane transport. NCBI's taxonomy places the organism in Eukaryota, Viridiplantae, Streptophyta, Magnoliopsida, Lamiales, Lamiaceae.